Messenger RNA from Brassica rapa (field mustard), 1905 nucleotides. RefSeq names its product probable serine/threonine-protein kinase WNK11. The record is from RefSeq and is a predicted model, not a curated record. Gene Ontology annotation, molecular function: protein kinase activity; ATP binding. Lineage: Eukaryota; Viridiplantae; Streptophyta; Magnoliopsida; Brassicales; Brassicaceae. Gene Ontology annotation, biological process: protein phosphorylation.
UAAAAGGAAAACCCUUUAACAAAAAUAACUGAGUAAAAAGAAGAAAAAAAUCCCAACCAGAUAUUAAAGAAUAUGAUACCAAAUAAACGAGUUAAAUUUCCUUUUUCUAAAUUUAAAACUUAAUAUGAAAGUCAAACCAUUUGACUCAACAGCCGCCUUCAUUCUUUGAAUUCCUAGAAACCUCCACAAUUCUCUGAAUUCAUCCUGAUCAUCCAAGUGACAAACUAAAACACUCAAGAUAAAUCGGACGGUCUAGAUCAUUUAUCUCUCUCUCUUUCACGCAUCUAAAGUUUGACUUUCAUUCUCCAAAAGUCUACAGAAUAUGAACUCUUCUCUUUUAAGUUUUAAAAAUUUGACCCAAGAAGAAAGUUUUUAACAAAAUUGUAUUCCAAUAAGGAAUAAAAAUUAGGUAUUAAUAUUCUCUCUUAUCGUCCUUUAAAAACUUAAAAUAAAUGGAAAAUCUAACUAUGUAAUUUGGAAUUUCCUUAAUUUCGUAUCAAUUUUUUUUGUUCAAACGUAUCAAAUUUUAUUUAUUUUCAUUUUCCCUAAUAAAUCCGGUAUCAACUUAAUAAUUAUUAUAUAAUAAAAAAAAGGAGAAAACCUAAACCGAUAUUGAAUAUCUUCAGGAGUCCAAUUCCAGAUACGCAAAAAAAACAAAAUAAAUAAUAAUAAAUAUUUAAAAAUCCGCACUAUAUAAACGAAACUCGCCCACCUUCUCUUCCGCUUCUUUCGUCUUCAACAGCUUUCUCUUAAAAUCUCCGCUACGUUUGCUUCCCUUUCACUAAGCAACAAAAUCGAUUCCCAUUCAAUCCCUCUUAAUGAUGCCUCCUUCCGAUCCUUCAGAUAAGGACUCCGAGCCGUUCGUGGAAACGGAUCCCACCGGCAGAUACGGCCGUUACGACGAGCUCCUAGGCUCCGGCGCCGUCAAAAAAGUCUACAGAGCCUUCGACCAAGAGGAAGGCAUCGAAGUCGCGUGGAACCAAGUCAAGCUCAGCUGCUUCUCCGACGACCCCGCCAUGACCGAGAGGCUCUACUCGGAGGUGAGGCUCCUCAAGAGCCUCAAGAACAGCAGCAUCAUCGCCUUGUACAAGGUGUGGAGAGACGAGUGGAGUAAUACUUUGAACUUCAUCACCGAGAUUUGUACCUCUGGGAACUUGAGAGAGUAUAGGAAGAAGCAUAGACACGUGUCAAUGAGAGCUUUAAAGAAGUGGUCUAAGCAGAUACUUAAGGGAUUGGUUUAUCUCCAUACUCAUGAUCCUUGCAUCAUCCAUAGGGAUCUUAACUGCAGCAACGUUUUCGUUAAUGGUAACAUCGGUCAGGUUAAGAUUGGCGAUCUUGGAUUGGCUGCGAUCGUGGGGAAGAACCAUUCAGCUCACUCGAUCCUCGGCACACCAGAGUUCAUGGCUCCUGAGCUGUACGACGAGUAUUACACUGAGAUGAUUGACAUAUACUCGUACGGGAUGUGCGUUUUGGAGCUUGUGUCGCUCGAGAUUCCGUACAGCGAAUGCGAUAGCGUGGCGAAGAUAUACAGAAAGGUGACCAGUGGAGUCAAGCCAGAGGCUCUGAAGAAAGUGAAGGAUGUGGAAGCGAAGGCCUUUAUUGAGAAGUGCAUUAAUGCGAAACCCAAGGCGAGACCUUCUGCAGCUGAGCUUCUUCGUGACCCGUUUUUUGAUGGGAUUGUAGAUGAUGAUGAUGAUGAAAACAAUGAUGUUAAUGGAACUGGUCGUGUUGUUUCUUGAUGAUGGAUGAAUACAUACAUUUUGGAAUCUUUGAGAAAGUUUUGUAAAUUGUAUUUUGUUUUAUGCUCUACCUGACGCACACGGUAGUGACAUAUCUUGCAAACAAAAUUGAAAUUGUUAUGCUUUCCUUCACAUAUUUCUUCAAAAAAAAUUCUUUUUUUUCUUA